CUGUGAUCCCGCCGCCGCCCGCGCCGACCCUCCUCCGCCCACCGCCCGCCGUCGAUCCAGGACCGCAGAGCCAUGGGCACGGUUGUGGAUGCUCCCGCAGUUGUCACUGAGAAUGAGGAGGUUGCUGUGAACAUGUUGGGUGACAAGAAAGUCACAGUUGUAUUUGUUCUUGGUGGUCCUGGAAGUGGAAAGGGUACACAGUGUGCCAACAUUGUUGAACACUUCGGAUUUACCCAUCUUAGUGCUGGAGAUCUUCUGCGCGCGGAGCUUAAAUCUGGCUCUGAGAAUGGAACUAUGAUUGAGAACAUGAUAAAGGAGGGGAAGAUUGUUCCAUCAGAGGUAACUAUAGCGCUCCUGAAGGAAGCCAUGAUAAAAAAUGAGAAUGAUAAGUUUCUAAUCGACGGGUUUCCAAGGAACGAAGAGAAUCGUGCUGCAUUCGAGCAUGUUACAAAAAUUUCUCCUGCAUUUGUGCUCUUCUUCAAUUGUUCUGAGGAAGAGAUGCAAAAACGUCUUUUGGGGCGCAAUGAGGGAAGAGUUGAUGACAACAUAGAGACUAUCAAGAAGAGAUUCAAUGUUUUUGCUGAAUCCAGCUUGCCUGUAAUUGAGUACUAUAGAGCGAAGGAGAAGGUUAAAGAGAUCAAUGCUGCAAAACCGAUUCCUGAGGUGUUUGAAGAUGUCAAGGCUAUUUUUGCCCCAUACGCCAAGGCUUCCUAGAACAGUAUAAAGGACCAAAAGGUGAUAAAUGGAAGGAUUUUAUACAAGGUUUUGCUCAAGUUUGACAUAUCUGUGAUUACAAACCCUUAAUAUAGAUCAGACUCAUCAGUAGGCAAUUUGAUUUGUUACCAGCAAUAAGUAGGUCCGUUUGCCGCUAGUUCUUGUUUACCAUUGUCCGUGUAUCCUGUGGAGUGUACUUGUACCAUUUGUGUAAUUUACUGCAUGUAAGGCCCGGACCUUGUGCCAUGAAUUAUCGAUUGGUUGUAUUACAGAGAAGCAAACUGCUUUCACAUUGCUUAUAAUCGAUUGAGUUGUUCUGUCGAAGAUA
Molecule: messenger RNA, 1042 nt
Organism: Lolium rigidum
Lineage: Eukaryota; Viridiplantae; Streptophyta; Magnoliopsida; Poales; Poaceae
Product: UMP-CMP kinase 3
Exons: 10
Coding region: 73-714 (213 amino acids)
Biological process (GO): CDP biosynthetic process; UDP biosynthetic process; 'de novo' pyrimidine nucleobase biosynthetic process
Cellular component (GO): cytoplasm; nucleus
Molecular function (GO): ATP binding; UMP kinase activity
Source: RefSeq, a predicted model, not a curated record